This is a messenger RNA of Culicoides brevitarsis, 2641 nucleotides long. It is a transcript of the gene rdx, whose product is annotated as protein roadkill. Bases 1135 to 2355 code for a protein of 406 amino acids. Gene Ontology annotation, biological process: regulation of proteolysis; proteasome-mediated ubiquitin-dependent protein catabolic process. The transcript is spliced from 9 exons. The record is from RefSeq and is a predicted model, not a curated record. NCBI's taxonomy places the organism in Eukaryota, Metazoa, Arthropoda, Insecta, Diptera, Ceratopogonidae. Gene Ontology annotation, molecular function: ubiquitin protein ligase binding. Gene Ontology annotation, cellular component: nucleus; cytoplasm.
UGUUCUUUACAAUAUUACAAUUCGUGUAUGAUUAUUUUAUUUUUAAUUCAACAAAAAAAUCAUAAAAAAAAUAAAUAACAACAGUUUUUAAAAAUCGGGAAAAAAUCGGAAUCAUUUCGACAAAUCGGUUUUUUAAUUCUAAAUAAUUUCAAAAAUUUAAAAAUAAUUUUCUUGAAAUAAAAAACGUACACGAGGAGUAUACCCCCAAAAUAUACAAAUAAAAAAAAAUAAAUUGGAUACAAAAAAUAAUUAAAUAGCAAACAAAAAAGGGAAAGCAGAGUAAAGUGACCAAGUGUGUUCUGUUCCAUAGUUCAAGGAUUUUCAAAAGUCACCAACAAACAACAAUACAACACAACCAACAUACAUAUAGAGAAGUCAACCUUGACUCGCUCCUUGCUAGUGAUCGUCGUUUAAAACAAAACAUACGAAAAAAAAGCCAUCAAGGCAAAAGGAAUAAUAAUUUAUACAAAAAAAAGAAGAAACAGUGUUGAAAACAAAAAUUUGGAAAAAGAAAAAUUCUCCUUAUCAAUCAACAAAAAAAAAAUUAUUUACUAAAGUGAAGGAUUUGAAAAGGGUUGAAAUGACAACAGAACGUUAAUACAAAAAAAAAAAAAAAAAAAAAUCUUGAAAAAAAAGCGAAGGUUAAUCAUAUACCUGUAAUAGCACGUAAAACUGUAUAAUUUGAUCUUGGUACAAUAUAAAAUAUAUAAAAGAGCUAUAACCGUGAGAUAUACGACAUACAGCUAUACAUCGUAUACACCGUACACGCUAUAUACAUACAUAGAGAGAAUAGAGUAGUGUAUGUUCUAAUCCGGAAGAACCUUGCAACAUUUCAUUAAUCGCGUGCUCAGUGUCUUGUACUUGGGAUUUAAUUACAUUACAAAGUUUAUAAAAAAAAAGUUUAACAAUCAAUUCGAUACAAAAUAAAAAAAAAUAUAUGAUAAAAAAGUGUUUAGAAAAAAAAAUUUGAAAAAUUAAAAAGGGAACCAUUUUCAAGUGAUAAAAGGUCCCAAAAACAGCUUCAAAAUUUCUAACAAAAAGCAUCCAGUAUUUUUUUGUGACACGGUGAAUUUAAAUAAACCUGCCACCGUGGAUACUCUGGCUUUACCUCUCAACGGAUUAUCACAUGUGCGGAUGGCUCUAGCCAGAUUGCCGGUAGUUAGUGACUGUCCGGCGGGUCAAACUGCUAGAGUUACAUCCAAUUUGCACUCUUCCAGUAGCAGCACAAUGGCAGUCACAAGAGUGCCGUCGCCGCCUCUGUCAGAAGUGAAUACGCCAGUUGCGGAAAAUUGGUGUUACACACAGGUUAAAGUAGUUAAAUUUAGCUAUAUGUGGACCAUAAAUAACUUUAGUUUUUGUCGAGAAGAAAUGGGAGAAGUGCUAAAGUCAUCAACAUUUUCAGCUGGUGCUAAUGAUAAAUUAAAAUGGUGUUUGCGCGUGAAUCCAAAAGGAUUAGAUGAAGAAAGCAAAGACUACCUUUCACUAUAUCUACUGUUAGUGUCGUGUAAUAAAUCCGAAGUGCGGGCAAAAUUCAAAUUUUCAAUAUUGAAUGCCAAACGUGAAGAGACCAAAGCAAUGGAAUCACAACGAGCAUACAGAUUUGUGCAGGGCAAGGAUUGGGGCUUCAAGAAAUUCAUUCGGCGGGAUUUCCUGCUGGACGAAGCGAAUGGCUUACUACCUGAGGACAAGUUAACGAUAUUUUGUGAAGUGAGUGUAGUAGCAGACAGCGUCAAUAUUUCAGGGCAAAGCAACAUAAUACAAUUCAAAGUGCCAGAAUGUAAACUCUCGGAGGACUUAGGUAACUUGUUUGACAAUGAAAAGUUUAGUGAUGUAACGUUGGCUGUUGGAGGGCGUGAAUUUCAGGCGCAUAAAGCAAUCUUAGCUGCACGAAGUCCGGUAUUUGCGGCGAUGUUCGAGCACGAAAUGGAGGAACGCAAACAAAAUCGGGUCGCAAUCACAGACGUAGAUCAUGAAGUAUUAAAGGAAAUGCUCCGAUUUAUCUACACGGGGAAGUCACCGAAUCUGGAAAAAAUGGCUGAUGAUCUGCUGGCAGCAGCUGAUAAGUACGCCCUUGAAAAGCUAAAAGUGAUGUGUGAAGAAGCCCUCUGUGUUAAUUUAUCUGUAGAAACAGCCGCCGAAACCCUAAUUUUAGCCGAUCUCCAUAGUGCGGACCAAUUAAAAGCACAAACGAUUGAUUUCAUCAACACAAGUCAUGCAACGGAUGUGAUGGAAACUGUCGGAUGGAAAAACAUGGUAACGACGCAUCCGCAUCUGAUAAACGAGGCAUUUCGCGCCCUUGCAACCCAACAAAUCCCGCCUAUCGGACCUCCACGGAAACGCGUGAAAAUGAGCUGAAAUAAAAUUCAGGCACAAUUAUUACAACAACAACAACAACCGAUCGAACGACAACUACAACAACAACAAAUCCAGCAUCAAACACCGCUGUUGCAGCAACAGUUACUAAUUUUACCGAAAAAGCGCGUCAAUAAUAAUCUUAGCAGUAAUAAUGAAUCGAAUGAUUAUUGUAUAGAAAAAAACAUUGUAAAAAAAAAUAUUAAUUUUUUUAGAUUUUUUUUGUACUGGAAACAAAAUUAAUGUCAAAUUUGUAUUACUUGCGCCUGAAAUUUGAACCGAACAAUAA